Molecule: messenger RNA, 1047 nt
Organism: Acanthosepion pharaonis
Lineage: Eukaryota; Metazoa; Mollusca; Cephalopoda; Sepiida; Sepiidae
Source: the annotation of a GenBank genome assembly
AUGUGCACAAAGCGCAACUGCAAGUUAACUUCUUCUUCGUCUGAGGCGCAAACCCAACUCCAACUUCUCUCUGUCUGUCCGGCCUGCAACUCUUCUGCCUGUCCGGCCUGCAACUCUUCUGCCUGUCCGGCCUGCAACUAUGGAGAACUGUUAAUAUCUAUCUAUCUAUCUAUCUAUCUAUCUAUCUAUAUCUAUCUAUCUAUCUAUCUAUCUAUCUAUCUAUCUCAUCCAUCUAUCUUCAUCUUCAUCUAUCUAUCUAUCUAUCUAUCUAUCUAUCUAUCUAAGCCUCUUCAUAUCUAUCUUGUCUUAUCAUUCUAUCUAUCUAUCUCAGCCUCUUCAUAUCUAUCUAUCUAUCUAUCUAUUGUCGAAUUAUUCUUCUAUCAGUUUCCAUUGUCGCUAUCAAAUUCUCUCUCACUUUUUCGUUUUUCUCCCCGUCUCUCUCUCUCUCUCUCUCUCUCUCUCUCUCUCUCUCUAUUGUUCACUUUAUUUCUCAUUCCCUCACUUGCACGCUUUCUUUCUCUUUUGCUUUUCCUAUCUCGCUCUCUUUUGCUCUCUCUCUCUCGCUCCUUUCUUUCACGCUCUCUGAAUCUCUCUCUCUCUCUCUCUCUCUCUAUUGCACUUUUUCUCUCUCUUUUGCUUUCUCAGUUAUAUUCUCCCCGUCUCGUUCUACCCCCCCCCGCCCAUCUCACUCUCUCUAAUAUCCUUUCAGUUUCUCACUCUCUGUUCCGAUUUCUCUCUUUCACUCUUACUUGCUUGAUAUUUUUCUCCAUCUUUAAUUCUCCCCCCUCCUCCCCCUCUCUCUGUCAAUUGUACUCUCGCGUUCAUUCUCCCGCCCUUUCGUUUCUCUCGCUGUCUUACUACCUUUUUGUUUCACUUUCUCUCUUUAGUUCUCUCUUGCUCUCUUACUGUCUCUCACACUCUCCUCCACCCCACGAAACCCUGCGAAUUGACCCCUCGUUGAGAAGCCCUGCUAUAGGCAAACAGCAAACCGCUCGUUCCACCUGGGUUUAUUUAUUUUGUGAAUUCUUAAACAAAUUCUUCGAAUAA